AUGCCAUUGGGCGGGUCCAUUACGCAUGGUGUGGGAUCCUCGGACGGGAAUGGCUACAGGGAAAUACUCCACGAUACGUUGAUCGCUGAUGGCUACGCAGUGGAUAUGGUCGGUUCCCGCAAGACAGGCAAAGGUCAUUGCCACGAGGGCUGGCGAGGGUAUCGAAUUGACCAGAUUGCAGCAAAAGCCGCCAAGUCCAUCCCCGAGCUGAAGCCAAAUGUCUUGACCAUCAAUGCGGGUUCCAAUGACUGUAUCCAGGACUUUGAGAUCAACAGUGCGGGCGAUCGUAUCGACCAAAUUCUGCGGCUCGCAUGGUCAAUUGUCCCUAGUUCCACACUUUUGCUCUCUACACUGCUUCCUAAUAUCGAUACUGCUGUUGAGUCCCGAGUGUUGCUGUUGAACGAGCAGAUUCAGAUGCUAUGGGAGAGACACGAUGCGGCUGGAAGAAAGAUUGUUCUAGUGAAUAUGCACGGCUCGCGUGGGCCUUUGCUUGAUCAAUUAGUCGUGGACGGAACACACCCAAAUGAUGCAGGAUACCGCUGUAUGGCCAGCUUAUGGCGAGAGGCUUUCGCGGAAGCGGCAUCAAAAGGAUUUCUCAGAUAA
Pestalotiopsis fici W106-1 is the source of this 603-nucleotide messenger RNA. RefSeq lists its product as uncharacterized. The record is from RefSeq and is a predicted model, not a curated record. The transcript has a single exon. NCBI's taxonomy places the organism in Eukaryota, Fungi, Ascomycota, Sordariomycetes, Amphisphaeriales, Sporocadaceae. Gene Ontology annotation, molecular function: phosphatidylcholine lysophospholipase A1 activity. The coding region runs from base 1 to 603 and encodes 200 amino acids.